Molecule: messenger RNA, 3637 nt
Organism: Arvicanthis niloticus (Nile rat)
Lineage: Eukaryota; Metazoa; Chordata; Mammalia; Rodentia; Muridae
Source: RefSeq, a predicted model, not a curated record
GCCUCCCAGUUCUCUUUGGACCCCGGAAAAGUCUCUUCAGAUGCAGUUUCCUGAUCGCGGGCUUGGGAGAGUCAGCAGUCAGCAGAGCAGCGGCGGGAACCGCUGCCUGGGUACCCUGGAACCUCCCAGGUGUCACACUCCUCAGUCAGUCCUGCUCACCUGUGAGUCUGAACUAAGAUCCCUGGAUGGUGAAGAGAGGAGAAUGUAGCAAAGGAUCCAGGAAUUGGAUUCCUGGUGGUCUCUGGUGUUCUGUGAGGACCUCAAGAUCUGGGCAUAACAAUGUGAGCUUCUUUCAUGUUUGUUUCAUGAAAAGCUCCAGGUGCUUUCUGCAGAAUCCUUUUCCCAUAUGAGGGUUUCCCACUCAGCCAGAUCUGCUCACCUGUGAAUCAGAACUAAGAGCCCUGGAUGGUGAAGACAGAGGAGACUCUAGCCAAGGAGCCAGCUUUUAAUUUUUUGAGAAGAGUGACAAGAAGAAUGAAUGCUUCUCUCAUAAAUGCUCCUCAGGGUCAGUUAACAUUCAAGGAUGUGGCUGUGGACUUCUCACAGGAGGAAUGGGAAAGUCUUGACCGUGCUCAGAGGGCAUUGUACAUGGAUGUGAUGUUGGAGAAUUACAACAAUCUGGUUUUUGUGGAGAAUCAUGUCAUGUGCCAUAAAUAUGAGAACAUCUUAGAUCAAGACCUGCAACAUAUUGUCCAUGAGCAUGUGAAUAACCAAGUGAAGUCUUAUAACUGUCAAGAGCUUGUCAAAAUCAUUCAUGAAUCCACCCAGAGUACGCCUUAUAAAACUAACCUCAGGCAUACAUCUGUUGAAUCAUCGAACCUAACCAGGCUUGAAACUGGAAACAACAGAGAAUCUUGCAAAUAUAAAAACCCUGUAAACUGUUUAUAUUUCUGCUCUACCAUUAGUUUAACUCAGGGAAUCCACAGCGGAAAGCAAGAAUACAAUGGUACAUUGCUUGAUAAAGAUUUUGACUCUAAACAAAAGCUCAUGCUGGAACAAACCAGUAACAAAAAGAAACCUUACCAAUGUAGUGAAUGUGCCAAAUGUUUCACCAAGAAAUGCAAACUUAGACAACAUCAGACGGUUCAUACUGGAGAGAAACCUUACAAAUGUAGUGAAUGUGACAAGUGCUUUACCCAAAAAUACAGUCUUAUUAUUCAUCAGAGAAGUCAUACAGGAGAGAAACCUUACAGAUGUAGUGAAUGUGACAAAUGCUUUACCCAGAUUGGUGAUCUUAGAAAACAUCUGAGAAUUCAUACAGGAGAAAAACCUUAUAAAUGCAGUGAAUGUGACAAAUGCUUUAGCUACAAAAGUGGCCUUACAAGUCAUCAGAUUAUCCACACAGGAGAGAAACCUUACAAAUGUAGUGAAUGUGACAAAUGCUUUACCCACAAAGGUGAUCUUAAAAGACAUCAGAGUAUUCAUACGGGAGAAAAACCUUACAAAUGUAGUGAAUGUGACAAAUGUUUUACUCUGAAAGGCAAUCUUACAAUUCAUCAGCAAAUUCAUACGGGAGAGAAACCUUACAAAUGUAGUCAAUGUAACAAAUGCUUUACCCACAAAGGCGAUCUUAGAAGACAUCAGAGUAUUCAUACAGGAGAAAAACCUUACAAAUGUAGUGAAUGUAACAAAGGCUUUACCCAAAAAUGCAGUCUUAUCAUUCAUCAGAUAAUUCAUACAGGAGAUAAAGGUUACAGAUGUAGUGAAUGUGACAAAUGCUUUACCCUCAAAAGUGAUCUUAUUAUUCAUCAGAGAAUUCACACAGGAGAAAAACUUUACAGAUGUAUUGAAUGUGACAAAUACUUUACCAAGAAGUAUCAUCUUGGAAUUCAUCAGAGAAUACAUUCAGGAGAGAAACCUUACAAAUGUAGUGAAUGUGACAAAUCCUUUACCCUGAAAGGCAAUCUUAGAAUUCAUGAGCGAAUUCAUACAGGAGAGAAACCUUAUAAAUGUAGUGAGUGUGACAAAUUCUUUACUCAAAAAUGCAGUCUUAUUAUUCAUCAGAGAAUUCAUGCAGGAGAAAAACCCUACAAAUGUAAUGAAUGUGACAAAUGCUUUACCCGCAAAAGCAGUCUUCGUAUUCAUCAGAGCAUUCAUCUAGGAGAGAAACUUUACAAAUGCUGUGAAUGUGACAAAUGCUUUACUGACAAAUAUUGUCUUAGAAGUCAUCAGAGAAUACAUUCCGGAAAUCAACCGUAUAAAUGUAGUGAAUGUGACAAAUGUUUUACCCUGAAAGCCAGGCUCAGCAGUCAUCAGAAAAUUCAUACAGAUAAGAAACCUUACAAAUGUAACGAAUGUGCCAGAUACUUUACCCAAAAAGGCAGUCUUAUUAUUCAUCAAAGAAUUCAUACAGGAGAGAAGCCUUACAAAUGUAGUGAAUGUGGCAAAUGCUUUACCCGCAAAAGCCAUCUUAAUGUUCAUCAGAGAGUUCAUACAGGAGAGAAGCCUUACAAAUGUAGUGAAUGUGACAAAUGCUUUUCUCACAAAGGCAAUCUUAGAAAACAUCGGAUAAUUCAUACAGGAGAAUAAACGUUACAAUAUGAAUGUGACAUAUGAUUUCCCCCAAAAUUCAGUCUUCUUAUUCACCAGAGAUUUCAUACAGGAGAGAAAACAUUCAAAUGUAGUGAAUGUGACAAAUACUUUACCUGCAAAAGUAGUCUUAGAAUUCAUCAGAGAAUUCAUGCAGGAGAAAAACCUUAAAAAUAUAGUGAAUGUGAUGAAUUCUUUAGCCAGAAACAAUCUUAGCACUCAUCAAAGAAUACAUACAGUAGAGAAACCUAACAAAUGAAGUGAAUGAGAAAAACCAUUCCUGAGGUAUAUCAUCUUUGAAUUUAUCAGAGGAUAUGUAUAAGAGAGUCCUUAUAAAUGUAGUAAAUGUACAAAGCAUUUACUGUUGGUUUGUUAAGGAAUGAAUACAGGACAGAAACUUUAGACAUGUAAUGUAUGUGGAAAGAUCUUUAUCCAAAUAUCAGAUCAAAGAAAAUACUUGGGAAUUUAUAGUCAAAAAAAGUGUCCACUGGAAAAAAAAAUGGGGCAUGUGCUUUAUUCAAGCUGUAUCAUUUCCAACUCUUGAGGCUCCACACUAAAGAAUUAUUUAUUGUGUAUAUAAGAAAUUUGUGGACGUGCUUAAUUAAUGCUCAAAUUUUAGAUCUAUCCAGGGUUUAUGCUGGGAGAAACUGAAAAUGUUACAAUGAAGGAAAUAAUUUCAUUGAAAGUUUUUACUUGUUCACUUUCAACUUUGUCAUAAUGAAGACAAGAUUGAGAAGCUAGAAGAAUAUGGAAUUGUGUAAAGUUUCCCAGAGACCAAAAUGAUCUAUUUCAAAAAGCAGCUGGGAAAUACCUGCCUCAAACUAGUGAAUGAAACUGACAGUAUUCUGUUUGCUUAACUCAAAUUAAGAUACUCAAAAAAACUAUACUUUUAAAAAGAGAAUUUGACAAACCAAGCCACAAACAUAGGAUGUUCUUUAUCCUGUAGAUAUUCCUAGAAAUAUGCAGUUUGCUUGCAGAGUCCAGUAUUCAUAAUCUGUAUCAUAUGAUGGUUUUAAUUUUCAGGAUAGCAAUUGUCAUUGAGUCCCUCAGGCUCUCAUUUACUAACUUUCCCCUGUGUCCUGUAUGGAACACCAAUAAAGAUCAUUGG